CUAUCAGGACUCAGUAGCUGAAUGUAUAACGUGAUGGUGCCUGAAGCGAACGGUGCUGGGUUCAAGUCCCAGAGUGAAUAUCAACUCUGAGAUGCAAGUUCAUCCAGCUGAUGAGUCCCAAAUAUGAAGAAACAUGCGUCCUGGAUUCCACUGCCAGUCACUAUCCAUCUUUGUUUAUAAUGAGAGUUUCGUGUUCGAUUUCAUGCAAUGUCGAGGACUGACAUUUUAUAUUUCUCUGCGUGCCAUCAUUCAUUUUGUCUAUCUCUCCAGAGUUAUCAAAUUCCAUCAUACAAGUUUCAACAUCAUUCAGAAUAACUUGAUAUCACAUUGUAUUAGGUUCGAUUUUAAAUGGUUGACGGGGAAUGGGAGUAACAUUCAGUGACAAGCUAUAUGACAGAGGUCAGUACUCGGUGAUUAGUUGUUUAAAAGCAAUUGUGUUUACUUAACCAUAAAUUAACCCUCUACUAUUCGAUGUGGUAGCUUUUAGAGCAUCUUAAGGAUAAGUAUUUUAUUAUAAAUGUUUUUUCCCUUAAUAUUUCCUCUUGAAUCCUUCUUUGAUACCUAUUUUAAAAGACAUUCAUACCUGCCUUUCACUAAUAUUAUUCCUUUAAGAUAAAUGGAGGUAUUUCUAGGUCGUCCGAAACUGAAAAAACCCAUGCAAAUACGACAGUCAUCAUUAUCGACAACAUCAUCAUGUUUUCUGUCGGAAAGUGGUAGUAAUAGCAGUAGUACUUUACCAUUUCCAAUAUUGCUUAAAGAAGAUUUCACAGGAUUCAAUUCUGAUCAUGAUGAUAACAAUAAUGAUGGUAUAAAUAGUUGUGAACAGUUUACAUUUCAAGCGGUUCUAUUAAAUGGUGCAAAGACAUUAAUAACUGAUUUAGAACAAAUCAAGAUACUUCGAAAAAGAGGUUGUUACGGUUUUAGUCAGAAUGAUGAUUUUAAUCUUCGUAAUAAAACCAACAGUAUACCUAAAGAAUACAGUACAGAUGAUGAUGACAGUGAUGAUAAUGACAGCGGGGAUACGUCAGAUGCAGAGAUAUCAAUUCAUGAUUUUUGUAUUUCAAAAGGUAUUGAAAAAUCAGAUGAAAAUAGUUUCAACGAAACGGACGUUACACAUUUAAUAUUGAAUGAUGUAGAAACGUUAUUCUUACUCCAUGGACUUGGUUGUUUAGACGUUUACUUGCCAGUUAAUGGAAGUUCACAAUUUCAUUCAACCAUUGAAUGUCAACAACUGGACCCGUUAUCUUUAACUGAGGUCUGGUUUUGUCUGUGUACAGGAUGUGUUAAUUUACCGUGUUUACAAAUUCACUCAGCACGAGAACAGAUUGAAAAGUAUUCAGAAAAGGAGCUUCAUUUAUUACGCCGUUAUGCUGUAUAUAUAUAUUAUAGAUCUAGGGGUUGGAUUGUGCGCUCCGGAUUAUGUGUAGGCGGUGCUGAUUACCUACUUUAUGCUGAAGAUCCUAAUCGGAGACAUGCUUCAUUUUGUGUUCUAGUUGAUAGAGAUUCUACAGCUAAGGAUGGGGAACAAUUGAAUUGCAGUUCAAUAGCUGCACAUGUUCGUGUUGCACAUUCGGUUGGCAAACGUUUGAUACUUUGCCGUGUAAGUCUCCCGUCAAUCGAGGAGUUUUCUAACAAUCCAUGGGAAGGUGUUCGGAAAACAACAGUCAAGGAAACCCUCAUUGAUUAUUGGAAACCGAAAGCCAAUUAA
Molecule: messenger RNA, 1708 nt
Organism: Schistosoma rodhaini
Lineage: Eukaryota; Metazoa; Platyhelminthes; Trematoda; Strigeidida; Schistosomatidae
Source: the annotation of a GenBank genome assembly